CAAUCGACUCAUGUACCGCAUAGAGCUUAUUCACACUUUGUUGACCUCACCCGGAGAAGAAGUUAAUAGUGUGACAACGACUAUAUAGAUCGCUACAUUUUCCGUUCGUUAGUUCAUUCAUUUUCAUCACCCACGCGUUUCAAUUCGGCCGUUUUCCACGCUAAUUCAACCAACGUCAUCAAAGAAAAACAAAAAGCAAAAGAUGAACCCGGUUGUUGUUCUCCUGCUGGCCCAGAUGGUGGCGGCUCAACCUGUGGCGCUGCCUAACCCACUCGAUGAAUGGAACACCAGGCCGGCCGGCAGCAGCAGCAGCAGAGUAACAGAAACGGAUGACCAGCCCAUCAGAACUCGAAGCCUGCCUCAACCAUCACAAUCAACAUCUGGAAAUCACGCUGGGCCAUUCAACACCAAAAAUGGGGAAGCAGUCCUCAACGUGAGCGGUGAUAAGUCGAAAGAUGGGAUCAACAAGAUUAUCACGACGACCACAACGACGGAACCUUCAACGCAGCAGGCCACGGUUGACAUAGAAACUUUGCCAGGUUUCUGGUUGAAAAACCCCAACAAAGUAGAGGAAUCAACUGGAACACCUUCCGAAGUCGAUUAUCGCACAGAGCGAUAUCGAUUAGACGAUCUGCUUCUACUAAAUAUGAAGCGCAAAAACGUUGGCCCCCUACAAGAAGAAGAAGAAAACCAUUAAGAGAAGGAUAGGAAUUCCAAUGAAGUAACUCUCUUACAACAACAAAAAACUAACCUCUCAGAACUCCAUGUCGAAAGAUGAGCACCACAACAAUAAUCAACUCAACUCUUUUUGUUUCUGUUUGGUUUCGUAUACGGGCAAAGGUAAGUGUGCAUAAUAACUUACCGUUCAGGAGGUUAUGACCACGCCCACCUAUGGAACAUGGUCAUCAUUUCCCUUCCCAUCUCUGUGGAAUGCUGAAAAGAGCCUCUUCAACCUUCCCAACACACUCUCUUGUGUUGUAAUUUGUAUAUGUGUGCGUGAGCACCCGCUCUUUGUACGUCUCACAAAAAGAAAAAAAGAAGUAUUAUUUGCGGGAUAUAUCAUCAAUGUAAAUACAUUUCUAUUCGUUAAUGGA
This is a messenger RNA of Daphnia carinata, 1094 nucleotides long. RefSeq lists its product as uncharacterized. The record is from RefSeq and is a predicted model, not a curated record. The coding region runs from base 203 to 697 and encodes 164 amino acids. NCBI's taxonomy places the organism in Eukaryota, Metazoa, Arthropoda, Branchiopoda, Diplostraca, Daphniidae. The transcript is spliced from 4 exons.